AUGAUAUCUAGUCCUGGGACGGGUUUCCUGAAGUGCUGCAAAGGCUGCACAGCCACAAUCUUCUUGAAUUUACUUUCAGGGAAGUUUGCCUUUGUGGAGGGAUGCAGCCACGGCGCGCUGGACGCUAUCUACCAGCACCUACACAAUCUAGAGGCCAGGCACAACUACUGUCCUAUCCGUAAUCACAGAGAUAUGCAAUGCAUGGCUGUACCGCAGAAGUAUAGGCAGCUAGGCGAUUUCCACAAGUACUAUACAGGAGAAAGGACCGCUCCAGUGCUUACUAUUGUGAUAGGUGGGAAUCACGAGGCGUCAAAUUACAUGUCAGAACUGUAUCAUGGCGGGUGGCUUGCACCAAACAUAUACUUCCUCGGGCAUGCCGGAUGCGUUCAAGUGAACGGUAUCCGUAUCGCUGGCGCGUCGGGAAUAUUCAAAAGUAACGAUUUCAGUCUAGGUCUUUACGAACGAUUGCCUUACGAUCAUGGCUCUAUGCGAAGUAUAUACCACAUCAGAGAAUUUAAUGUUCGCCGCCUGUCCUUGCUAUCCUCCCCGGAUAUCUUCCUUUCUCACGACUGGCCCCAAUACAUCGAGCAACAUGGUGACUACUCAGGACAGGAUGUACAGACAGGCAACCUGGGUUCCCCUCCAUUAAUGGGGCUCUUGCGGACACUGAAACCAAGAUGGUGGUUCUCGGCGCAUUUGCAUGUCCGUUUUCAGGCUACCAACCCAGAUGAAAUAGCGAUUGCAGAUGAUGAUUUCGAUGCAGUUGAACAUCAGAAUCUUCCAACUGAAGUUCCUCAUUUGCAAGAGGCUCCCCAGAACCCUGAUGAAAUAAUCCUGGAUGAAGAAGAAACCGAAGUUGUACAGCCGCCUCUCGUUGUGUAUCGGCCACAGCCAUCCGUGACGGAGUUCCUCGCCUUGGACAAAUGCCUUCCCAAACGAGAAUUCAUGGAGGUCUGUAGCUCUGAGUUUAUGCGACAUGGAUCCGCUGACUUUCUAAUACAGGUCGUCGAUGUGCCUACUACAUCGGACGGAUCUGCCACGCCUGGCCAACGCUGCAUACCGAAGUUCACCUUCGAUCCAGAAUGGCUGGCAAUAACACGUGCUUUUCACCCAUUCUUGUCCACGAGGCGGCGUCAAGCAGAUUAUCCUGACGAGGCAACAGCUCGCGCUAAGGUUGCAGAAGAAAUGGAAUGGGUGAAGUUGAAUGUGCACGACAACGAAGCAAGCUCUUCUAAUGCCUCUUUACCUGGGAUCCGAUCCAUCUUGGACUGCCAGACGUUCGUGCAGAGUGCCCCUGGUCCAGGAAGUGAAGGAGCUCAAAAGAACCACCAGCGCGAGUCACCUUGGUACACUAAUCCUCAGACCGUCGCCUUCUGCGAUAUGCUUGACAUUCAAAACAUGAUCGAUUUCUCCUCUGACAAUCGACCCUAG
Suillus paluster is the source of this 1431-nucleotide messenger RNA. RefSeq names its product lariat debranching enzyme, C-terminal domain-containing protein. Gene Ontology annotation, molecular function: RNA lariat debranching enzyme activity. The record is from RefSeq and is a predicted model, not a curated record. Gene Ontology annotation, biological process: mRNA splicing, via spliceosome. Gene Ontology annotation, cellular component: nucleus. The transcript is spliced from 10 exons. Bases 1 to 1431 code for a protein of 476 amino acids. NCBI's taxonomy places the organism in Eukaryota, Fungi, Basidiomycota, Agaricomycetes, Boletales, Suillaceae.